Molecule: messenger RNA, 3101 nt
Organism: Heterocephalus glaber (naked mole-rat)
Lineage: Eukaryota; Metazoa; Chordata; Mammalia; Rodentia; Bathyergidae
Gene: Dlst
Product: dihydrolipoamide S-succinyltransferase
Biological process (GO): tricarboxylic acid cycle
Cellular component (GO): oxoglutarate dehydrogenase complex; mitochondrion
Molecular function (GO): dihydrolipoyllysine-residue succinyltransferase activity
Source: RefSeq, a predicted model, not a curated record
GAGAAGAGGGCCAAACUCGAACUGUUUUGCUGAAAGGUCUGAUCUGGGGGCGAUUCGGUGACUGGAUAGUCAGGCACCUUCAGGAGGACCAGCCUGGGCAGACAAACAGCGCAGCGGUCUCUGAGAAUGCCCACCGCUUCGGGUACACUAGCGCCAGCCGCCUCCCUCCACCGGUAGUUCGCUCUGAACACCCCUCGUGUGCGGCGCAUGCCUCGGCCCGCCUCGCUUCCGGUUGCUGUCGGCUCCAUAUCCGGUGUCCGCCCGCCCUCGGCUCCCCCGUCGCCGCCGCUGCCGCCGCCGCGAUGCUGUCUCGGUCCCGCUGUGUGUCCCGGGCGUUCAGCCGCUCCCUCGCCGCCUUCCAGAAGGGGAACUGCCCUCUAGGGAGACGUUUCCUGCCUGGGGUCUCCUUAUGUCAGGGACCAAGUUACCCUGACAGCAGGAAGAUUGUCAUUGACAACAGUAGUAUCUUCAGUGUUCGCUACUUUAGAACCACAGCUGUGUGCAAGAAUGAUGUGAUUACAGUCAAUACCCCAGCAUUUGCUGAGUCUGUCACAGAGGGAGAUGUCAGGUGGGAAAAAGCUGUUGGGGACACAGUUGCAGAAGAUGAAGUGGUUUGUGAGAUUGAAACAGAUAAGACAUCUGUGCAGGUUCCGUCACCAGCAAAUGGUGUGAUUGAAGCUCUUUUGGUACCGGAUGGAGGAAAAGUCGAAGGAGGCACUCCUCUCUUCACACUCAGGAAAACUGGUGCUGCUCCUGCUAAGGCCAAGCCAGCUGAAGCGCCUACUGCAGCCCCGAAAGCAGAGCCUACAGUAUCAGCAGUUCCUCCUCCCCCUGCAGCCUCCAUACCUACUCAGAUGCCACUGGUGCCCUCACCCUCACAGCCUCCUUCUAGCAAACCAGUCUCUGCAGUUAAACCCACUGCUACACCUCCACCAAGUGAUCCAGGAGCUGGCAGAGGUCUGCGUUCAGAACAUCGGGAAAAAAUGAACAGGAUGCGGCAGCGAAUUGCUCAACGUCUGAAAGAGGCCCAGAAUACUUGUGCAAUGCUGACCACUUUCAAUGAGAUUGACAUGAGUAACAUCCAGGAAAUGAGAGCUCGGCACAAAGAUGCUUUCCUAAAAAAACAUAACCUCAAACUAGGCUUCAUGUCGGCAUUUGUGAAGGCCUCAGCCUUUGCCUUGCAGGAGCAGCCUGUUGUAAAUGCAGUGAUUGAUGAUGCAACCAAAGAGGUGGUGUAUAGGGACUACAUUGACAUCAGUGUUGCAGUGGCUACUCCACGGGGUCUGGUGGUUCCUGUCAUCAGGAAUGUGGAAACUAUGAAUUAUGCAGAUAUUGAACGAACCAUCAGUGAACUGGGAGAGAAGGCCCGAAAGAAUGAACUUGCCAUUGAAGAUAUGGAUGGUGGUACUUUCACUAUUAGCAAUGGAGGCGUGUUCGGCUCGCUCUUUGGAACACCCAUCAUCAACCCCCCUCAGUCUGCCAUCCUUGGCAUGCAUGCCAUUUUCGACAGGCCAGUGGCUGUGGGGGGCAAGGUGGAGGUGCGGCCUAUGAUGUAUGUGGCACUGACCUAUGAUCACCGGCUGAUUGAUGGCAGAGAGGCUGUGACUUUCCUCCGCAAAAUCAAGGCAGCAGUAGAGGAUCCCAGAGUCCUCCUCCUGGACCUUUAGGAGGAGGCCAUAUGCCCUACAAAUCAAUCAUGCAGGAACUGAAAACCAGACUUCUCCCUGUCCCCCAUGGGUCCCAAGUUAGCCUGGUGACAGGCAGUCACAGGCUAUUGGCCUGAAGCAAGGAAGCCAGGGCACGCACUAUGUAACCAGCAGUCAUAGGUCUUCUCUUGUUAUCCCUGCUGGGUUCUCUCACUCUUAUAUCCUCUCUUGCCUUCAAAUAUCUUAAUUUGCUUAGGCUUGAGAGAGAGGACCUUAUAAUGGAUGCUCAUUAAUAUUCCUGCUUUUCUUUGGUUAGUCCUCUGCAAAGAUGAUUUUGCUUCUCCCCAUUGCCAGUAUGCCAUAGGGAAACCACUGGGGACCACGUGACAGUUUCCAUCUUUGGAAAGUGAUCUCCAGAGAUGUCUAGGGAGGAUACUGUGCCUCCCAAACUCAGAGCAGCAUCUUCUCCGGCUAUCCACAUUUUCACUUGAUGCCACCUGUGUGGAGGUAUUGAACACAGGUGAAGAGGUGCUGCUGUGCUUCUUAAAUGGCACCAUCAUUUUCAGUUUUCAGUGACUUCAAAAUGCCUCUUCUACCUCUUCCAGGAAGCGCAGGCCAGGGGAUCUAGGGGUGGGGGGGGAGUGCUCAGUGGGAGGAGAGGACAGUGUUGCUGUGAGGUCAUAUUAUAAUCAUAGAUGGGAGCAGAACCCAGGCCUGCCCUCAUGCUCUCACGUCAUUGGCUCACACCAGGAAAACUUAUUUUGGCAUACUCGUACAUGACUGUGGUCACACCAACCCUUUCCAGGCUGCUAGGAGCUGUUCUAGUACGUUGUUCUUGUUUAGAGCAGAUGCUAGCACAUGGCAGUAAAGGAGAGCCUGGUCACAGUGAUGUUGAGAGUCUGGGAGGGGAGGCAUCCUGUGACCAGCUCAGAUUGACUUGAGCUUCUAAGUUCAAGUUGAUUUAAGCAUGUGGACUGAGAUGUCGUCUUUCUCCCCAUGUGGCCUGCAAGGAAGUAAGGGCUUGGCUCCUCCCCUGCCGGAUACAGAUCUAGGGGAGAAUGGAAUGUGGUGGGGACCAGCCCUAAGGUGUCAGUGCCUGGUGGUAAAGUGGCUGAUGUCAUCUCAGGUGCUGCAUUUUGUGUCUGGGCACUCAUUGGAAUUCCUUGGAGUGUGGUUGAAUGCAAGUGUCGUGUCAUGAAAGCUGCUGGGCUUUAUGGCUUUGUAUCUGCUGCAUCCAGGCCUGAGACUGCUGGCACUUGACAUGGAGCCAUUAGUGCAGUGCCCCUUUUUAAUCUGGAGCCAAGAGGCAAGGCUGGGGGGAGGGGUGGGGGAGGUGCCAGUACUGAGUGCCUGCAGUAUCUGCUACUCUGUCUUCACCGAGCAGAACUUGUAACUCCAAUAUUUAAAGAAACUGAUUUUGAAUGAAAAUUAAAGGACAGUUAUUCUCAAGCAGGG